AUGCUCGAUGAUGACCCGAGAGGUGACGCCAAAGUAGACGCACUCGGCAACUUGCUCGGAGGUGAGUCCCACCGCGCUGGACACGAGCACAGGUGUGAUCUCACAUCUCAUUCCGUCGGCGCUGCAGGUCGACAAUACAAAACCAAAGCCUUCACCUCAUCGAUGCGACCCAAUCCCAAAAAGCUCUACAUGUUCUCGAUCGACACCGCGCGCGCCGCCGGCUUCCGCGACUCGCUCUACUUCUUCCGUCGGCACCCGACCGUCCACAAAAUCACGAUCGGCCAAGCCGAAAAGGACAAGCUGAUCGCUGAAGGCAAGUUAUCGUUGAGCAUGAAGAGUAGGAUCGUCACCAUGGUCACCGCGCGGAACGUCUUCAAGGUCCUCGGAGCAGAGUUCAUCAAGAGUGAGUAGAGCAAACCAAUGAGAUGCCCGGUUUUCGAGUGCCGUAGUCAUCUUUUGGUUCUUGAUUGCUCUCAUUCACAGACGGCAAAUACGUAUUCGACGACUAUUGUGAGCCUCGAAAGCGUCCAAGCUCUGGAGGCAGGGCGAAAGCUGACCCAGGCCCAACCUUGCUGCCCUCGCCCUACAGACGAGGACAAGGCCCUUGCCGAAGGCCAUCAACCUGGAGAACAAGCCUCGAACGACCCAGUCGAACCGACCGAAGCCGAAACCGCCGCAGCCAGCGCCAGCGCCUCGGCCGCUGCCCCAGCAACGACGACGACCUCGACUUCAACCUCGACGAAGCGAUCCGCCCCACGCGACGAAUACAUUUCCAUCGCAGGAGGUGGAACGACCUUCGGCGGGAUCGGUCUGCAACCUUUCGCCAAGACGUGGGACCCUACGGCUAAAAAGGCCCGACCGCCAGCUCAUCUGAAUAUGGAGAUUUGGAUGCUCGAAUACGCCAAAGCUGUACGACGCCAAGAUGUCGAACUGAGCAAUAUCCGCCGAGCGAAUGUCGGACAGGUGCAUUUGAACCCUAGUGGGUUGAUUGGCGAUCGCGAAGAGGAUGCAUGGCUGGAAGUGGAGGAAGAUGUGCCUAGCGAUGAGGAGACGGCUGAAGAGAGGAUGGAUGUUGGGCCUGAGAGGAGGCGAAGGGUCAGGGUUUACAAUCCCCUACGAGGGAUCUACGAACCCGAGACCAACAUCCCUCAUGUGUGGAAACAAACCCAAGCGACGAGGAGCCAGACCGUGGUCGUUGAUGAGGUGCCACAUCUGUGGGAGAUUGAAGCGGAGAGGCAAGAGCCAAAGCGGAGGAGGAUCGAGUCGGAAGCGGCCAAGUUGGGGAUAGCGACGAUUGAAACCGUUGUCGAAGAGGAGGGUACACUUGGAAGAAUUGGGGAGGACUUGUUACCUGGCAUGUGGGUCUUUCGAACUCCCGAGCUCGCGAACGUCGACCUUAGCCGGGCGACCAAGUGA
Molecule: messenger RNA, 1416 nt
Organism: Microbotryum saponariae
Lineage: Eukaryota; Fungi; Basidiomycota; Microbotryomycetes; Microbotryales; Microbotryaceae
Source: the annotation of a GenBank genome assembly